Magallana angulata is the source of this 507-nucleotide messenger RNA. RefSeq lists its product as uncharacterized. Lineage: Eukaryota; Metazoa; Mollusca; Bivalvia; Ostreida; Ostreidae. The transcript is spliced from 5 exons. Bases 1 to 507 code for a protein of 168 amino acids. The record is from RefSeq and is a predicted model, not a curated record.
AUGGAUUCUUGGAUCCGUAUUUUCCUUAUCGUGCAUCAGCUGCUAAUUCAAGGUUAUAUGAAUGAUAACAGAUACUGCAAAGAGGCCGUUCAAACUGUUAAAACAGUGUCGUCAUGUCCAACUUCUAAAGAACAAUGGGACAAAGCUGCGAGUAAAAAAAAAUGCUGGGAAAAGGCACUUAAGCAGAAUUGCACAAUUCUUGAUAAUUUUGUGUAUCAUUGUGUUAUUAACGGAUAUGGCAAUACAACCUUAGAGGUGUGCGCACCAAAGAGAAUUAUACUAGGUCAUUGCGCAGAGUUCAAUGAGGUCGGUGGAGUUAUUCAGGAUCAACAGUUAUCUCCUUGCAGUGACGUAUUCCCUAAAUGUGAUCACUUUUAUUGGUCAUCAGAAGCUUUCAAAUAUGAAGAUUGUUAUAAGCUGGUAGAAGCAAAUGAAAUAACUACAACAUUAACAACUGUAAAACAUGUACUAUCAAACGAAACAAUUGGCGGAAUAAUCAAGGGUUAA